AUGGUUCCAGUUCCCGACCAGCUUUUCAAUCGCUGGUACAUGGCGAUUAUCCAUCCUCUGCAACCAAGGCUAUCAGCUGCAGCCACCAAGAUUGUCAUCUGUGUUAUAUGGGUGUUGGCUUUGCUACUCUCCUUCCCUCAAGGAUACUAUUCCACCACAGCGGAGCUGCCUGAGCGAGUGGUGUGCUUUGUCGAGUGGCCGCAAAAUCAGACCCAGGUCUCUCCAAUAACGUAUCAGAUCUGCAUGACUAUUCUAGCCUACAUCUUGCCUCUCAUAAUGAUAGGCUACGCCUAUAUUAUGGUGGGCAUUACCCUAUGGGCCAGUGCGAUACCAGGGGACUCUUCGGACCGCUACCAUGAACAAGUGUCUGCCAAGCGCAAGGUUGUCAAGAUGAUGAUCAUUGUGGUUUGCACCUUUGCCAUUUGCUGGCUGCCUUACCACGUCUACUUCCUCCUACAACUGUUCAACAGUGAGAUGUUCUCAGAAAAAUACAUCCAGCAGGUCUACCUGGCUAUCCUGUGGCUGGCCAUGAGCUCCACUAUGUACAACCCAAUUAUUUACUGUUGUCUCAAUGACAGGUUCCGGGUGGGCUUCAAGCGGGCUUUCCGGUGGUGCCCCUUCAUCAAUGCCAGCGAAUAUGAAGGGCUGGAAAUGAAGUCAGCGAGGUACCUGCAGGCCCAGAGCAGCAUGUACAAGGCCAGCCGGAUGGAGACGACGGUCUCCUCGGUCACUGCCAACCCAGAGGAGGAACUGGAUGAUGGCAGCAGACCCAGGCGCCCCUCUGUGGAUCUGACCUCCAACGGCUCUUCCCGCAGUGACACGAAAACCAUCUCGGAGAGCCUGAGCUUCUAUUCCAAUACGCUUCCCUGA
Protobothrops mucrosquamatus (brown spotted pit viper) is the source of this 870-nucleotide messenger RNA. It is a transcript of the gene TACR1, whose product is annotated as tachykinin receptor 1. The record is from RefSeq and is a predicted model, not a curated record. Gene Ontology annotation, cellular component: sperm midpiece; plasma membrane. Gene Ontology annotation, biological process: positive regulation of flagellated sperm motility; G protein-coupled receptor signaling pathway. Gene Ontology annotation, molecular function: substance P receptor activity. The coding region runs from base 1 to 870 and encodes 289 amino acids. NCBI's taxonomy places the organism in Eukaryota, Metazoa, Chordata, Lepidosauria, Squamata, Viperidae. The transcript has 5 exons.